AUGGUCCUCCUGGUGAAGCCUGCAGCGCUUCCGCUGUUGCUUGCCUUGGUCACGGCGUGUCUGCUGGGCGCGAAUGGAGUCGCAUUUCCGUCUUACCAGGACCCUCAGACUGCAGAGCCGCCACUACCACAUCCAAAAGGCGCCUCGGCCCCCUGUGCUGUGCGCCCGGCUGUGCUGGGAGCGAACCUCUCUGGCUACGGACAAGUUGUUCGGUCUUGGUUCGAGCCGCCAGACGAUGAGACUGCCUGCCCAUGCAGUGGACGCAGUCUUUCAGAGUCCUGCUGGUCGCAGGUGGUCCUGAUGUUCGACGGACACGUGAAAGGAGUACAGUUCGAUCGCUUCGGCGCCGUGUGGUUUCGCGGCGUUGAGCUACUCCGGACGACCACUCCGGAGCCUUCUCCUUCGGGGAUCGAUUGGCGUGUGGAGCGGGAUGUGACGGACUUUCAGAGCCUUUUUCGCAGCGCUGGUGAGAUGACUCUGAUGAUCCCGAACGUCGUGGAUCCAACUUACACUGGUGUGUUGCACAUCAACGUUUCGAUCGCUUUCUAUCAGCUGACAGCGACGGCGCCGGACGUUUGGACCGUGCUUCCCCUUCAGGACAUCACGAACGCCUCCGACCCAUUGAAUCGGCUGGCGAACUCAGGGACGCUUGGGCAAGCGAGCACGGUCACGCUUGAUCCUGCCUCCUAUGUCAGCCAGAUCCGCUUACACGUGUUCGCUUCUGGUCAUGGUUGCGAGGAGUUCUGGUAUACCAACGUCCCCGGGACUGAUGUGCCUUCUGGUACAUGUGGCGGCGGUGCCUACCGUGAGCUUUUGGUAUACAUUGACGGAGUCCUAGCCGACGCAGUGCUGCCGUUCCCGGUGAUUUACACGGGUGGUAUCAAUCCUCUUCUUUGGCGACCUUUGACAGGCAUCCUGUCUUUCGACAUUCCACCCUAUGAGUUCGACCUCACUCCUUUUGCGAGCUGGCUCUUGGAUGGGGCUGCGCACAACGUGACGGUUCAGGUUUGGGGCAACAACCCCCAGGGGACCUGGUUUAUCGAUCCCGUGCUCUUGCUACGCCAUGCGGACGCCAACCAGUCAAUUUCAGGUGGCCGGAUUCGGAAACUGCCAGAUUCCGUGCCAAAUGUGACGGAGCAGGUACACAAGAAGUCGAACACCUCCAGUAUUCAGUGGAUGCGAGGCAGCCACAGCUACGAGGCGGUCACCCUAUUCGGCCCGGGUGUUGUUGUGCUACCCCUGCUUGGUCGAGUCUCCGGCAUAGAGGAGGAGGGAUGCCUGGAGUAUUCUUGCCACCCAAAACGGGUGGCCAAGGGAGGUGUCCUUGACCGCAUUGACAUGGAGAUGAAGUACGGUGCAUGGGACCCAAAGCGCCUGAUAGAGGAGCUCACUGGCAGAAAGAAAGGCUUGGAGAAGCGCCUGCAGCGAAUGAGCAACGAGGCCCUGCAGGAAGAAGUGCAUGCCAUGCAAGACUGGCGCGAGAAGGCGAGUGGGCGUCUAAAGACCCUGGAGCGCCGCGCAGCGUGGUCCUUCCUGGGCGUGGCUGGAGAAGGGAAGGCGAGCCAGGAAGAGAUCAAAAAAGCCUUCAAGAAACGUGCUUUGGAGCUUCACCCAGAUAAAGGCGGUGAUGCCGAGCGGUUCCGACUACUGCAGGAAAUGCGCGAUCUCUUGGUCGAGCCCAAGCGAUACGAGCUGGAGGGCAAGAAGGAGAAAUCCGAGGCUGGAAAAAAAGACAAGCAGCCGUCGGAAAGCAAAGGGAAGGAAAAGGAGGGGGAGGACGAUGAGGAGGACUCGGAGUUCUCUGACGACAGCUGGGAUGCUGACGAGGAGUUUCGGAAGAUGUUUCCGAAACGUAAGAAGCGUCCCCGACGCUCAGAAGAGGAAGAUGCUGAGCCCGAGAACUUGCAGAAUCAGGACUUCCAUCGGGGCAAGUUUGAGGCUGCAAGACGGAAGCUCCAUCGGCAGUUGGCAGACAUGUGGAGCCGCGCCAGUCAGUUGUCGGAAGAGAUUGCCAGAAGCCAGACAGCAAGCUCGGGGUCUGACGCUGUGCGUCAACUUAGAUCCUUUGUGGAGCUCUUCAACAAGAAGGAGGUGAGCAAGCUCCAAGAGAAUGAUCCCAAAAAAGCGCAUCGCAUCUUCCGUCGAUUCCUUGAACAAGGUUCAGAGGUCCUGUGCGCAGCAGGGGCUGUGGAUUCGGCCACGACGAUGUCUGUCGUGGCCAUGCAGGUCAACUACCCUCUGCUACAAGUCGCACCGUCAGGGGAUCUUCAAGACCAGUGUGCGGCGCUCUUGCAGGCCAUUCAGGACCUUCCCACAGCACUCGGGCAGCGUCUGGACUCUGUCCAGGCAGCCCUGCUGGAAGACAAUUUUGAGGAGCCAUUCUUCAUACGGUUGCUUGUGCCUGACAAAGAUGAGGCCCAAGAGGCCCAAGCCGGCGUAUGUGAAGUUGAGCUGCAGCUGCCUCCAGGUUCCACGCUUGGUGAUUUGCGGGCCGCAGCUUUGCACAUGUGCAGUGGAUACGGCUUUGGCAGCGCUUUGCCUCGCUUGUUUUGCAAGGGCAUCUUCCUUGCCGGCUCCAACUCUACGAGCUUGGCUUCUUUGGAUUUGGACUCCGGGGUGCCGCUCCAGUGUUUGCCAAGCAACUUGGCCUUGACAAGGGCAAGAGCCAAAGGCGGUUCAGAAGCCAUCGUGAAGACAAGAGCGACAGAAUCCAAGACGUCUUCCGACCGCAGGGUGGUUGCCGACCAGGUGCACAGUCCAGCGAUCCAAGCUGAUCCAAAAGGGUCAGAAGAAAACAAGGAGAAUGAGGAGGACGCGUGGUUUGAUGAUUUCUUUGGCGCAAAAGCCUCGGACAAGGUGACUCAGGAACCUCAGGUGGAAGAGCCACAGUCACGCCCGCCCGCUGAACAGAAAGCUCCAGCAGACUCGGCACGGCGUGCUACACAGGAACGAGGAAAGCAAGCCAUGGCAGAUCGACUCAAAGCCCAAAAGGAGGCGAAAAACAAGCAGAAGGCACAGGCAGAAUCAGAGCGCAGGAAGCCGGCGCAAGCUGACAAAGGCAUCCGACAGCCGGCUGAAGCGCCAUGCAGACCGGAGUGCAGUCAGGCUCUUGUGCCCUCGAGGGAGCCGGACCUUACACAAGAUGCGCUGCAGAAGGUCAACUUGUCUUGGGACGAGUCUUGGCAACAUCCGUGUGCCGGCGCUAGACGGAGUGAUGGUAAGGCCAUUUUCUGCGGUCCCUGCGACAGCUGGAUCACUCUUGGGAGUCCCUUCGACCAUCGUGAUUUUGAAAUUCACUGCGAAAAAGUCCAAUCACAGCUUUUGCUCCGAAGUGGCCAGGAGAUCGCCUGCGUGGUGUCCGGUGAGCUUGCUGCAGAGAGCACCAACACGGCCCUGUCUGCCACGACACAGGUUACUCGGGGGCGGUUCACCUCAAAUCGGCGCCAGACCUGCGGAUCUUCGAAAUCUUCAAGACUUGCAGACUUUCGUUUAAAUGUCGUGGAUGUCGCCUUUGAGGACAACAAGAGUUUGUUUCUGAACGCGUCAAUCAACGUGUCGCGUGCCUUGACUGCGCGAUUCGAAGACGCCACGGGCGUGCUGGGUGUCAUCGCACUGAACAACAGCAUCUCCAGUGCCGCUGUCUACAACAGGUCAAGCGUCAACCACAGCCAGGUGAAUGUGGAGUCAGCAAACUCCACGGAGCACUACUUGAUCUCGACAGAGACGGGGGGUGCUGAUGGCGGAACAGGCUGCUACGAGAAGCAUUUGACUGCAAGCAGAGGUUACAUUUCUUCUGCUUUCGAACGCAACACGUGCGAAUGGCCCUUCGGUGUCUACGUUUGUGGAUCCAGUUUCUGUGGGCACGCCCAGGCCUCAGGUCUGCCCCUGGGCCCAGGGCUGCCUACAGUCAUUGAGAAGCCGACAUCGAAGCUCCAGAGCGAUGCAUGGCCCCUGCUGGCGACCCUGCGUCGACCCAGCCGCUGGAGUUCCGGGGCGUAG
Symbiodinium sp. CCMP2592 is the source of this 3999-nucleotide messenger RNA. Lineage: Eukaryota; Dinophyceae; Suessiales; Symbiodiniaceae. The record is from the annotation of a GenBank genome assembly.